This is a messenger RNA of Lolium perenne, 1414 nucleotides long. RefSeq names its product ethylene-responsive transcription factor ERF039. The record is from RefSeq and is a predicted model, not a curated record. Lineage: Eukaryota; Viridiplantae; Streptophyta; Magnoliopsida; Poales; Poaceae. Gene Ontology annotation, molecular function: DNA binding; DNA-binding transcription factor activity. Gene Ontology annotation, biological process: regulation of DNA-templated transcription.
GAGUUUCUGUUUCCACAUUGACUUCUGGCGAUCGAACCACGAGAGUGGCCACUAUAUGAACCGUUCAUCGCAUCGCAUUCAUUGUCCAUCAUCUCGCCAAGCACAAGCAACUCACUACAUCUCACUUGUAAGCUCUCAUCAAGGUGUACUAGCUAGCUGAUCGUGGUCAUCACUUCCAACGAGCUAGCAGCUUGGUCGUUCGUCCCUGCCGAUUGUCGCACCGAUCAGAUGGAGCACGAGCAAGUGCUAGUGGUGCCUCAGGUUUCCAACGACGAUAGCUGCACCUGCAGCGGCAGCGGCAGCACCACGACGAGUUCGAGCUCCCUGAACGCGUCCUCCCCCAGCUCAGGUGACGACGGCGCCGUCGUGGCCGUCGGCAAGAAGCGGCCGCGCAGGGACCUGAAGCACCCGACGUACCGCGGCGUGCGCAUGCGCACCUGGGGCAAGUGGGUGUCCGAGAUCAGGGAGCCCCGCAAGAAGUCCCGCAUCUGGCUCGGCACCUUCGACACCCCGGAGAUGGCCGCCCGCGCGCACGACGUCGCCGCGAUCGCCAUCAAGGGCCGCAGCGCGCACCUCAAUUUCCCGGACACCGCCCACGAGCUGCCCCGCGCCGCCUCAGCCGCGCCCAAGGACGUGCAGGCCGCGGCAGCGCUCGCCGCCACCGCCUCACCGUCUCCACCUGACAUCACUGCCGUCGUUCAAGAUCACGAGGACUUGGAACCGGCGGCCGUGCCUGAGCAGGAGUCGCCGGACUGUGUGAUAAUCGAGAAUGCGGCACCGCAGGACAAUGGUGGCAUCGGACUAGCAGCAGACUUCUCGUUCUUCGACGUGCCGGAUGCUCUUCUAGAAUUCGCGUUCACUACGCUGCCGGAACCGCCGUCGUACCGCGGCUCGCCGUGGGAUGACUUCGUCGACGACGAUCUCUUCCUCGGGGAGCCGUUGCAGCUCUGGGAACAUUGAUGAACAUGCAUUGCAACCCGGCCGGUGUGCAUGCAGAAAUGCAUUGCACGAAACAUGCAUGGUUUCUUUUAUCCGGCUGUGGUAACUAACAUCGUAGCUAAAGAUUUACUUGAACAAAUUUCUUGAUUCCUUUGCAGGCCAAUAAAUUUGACACCGCUUUAGGCGAUAUCAUAUCAUACGGUUGCAGUCAAGCUUUCAAGACUUGACUGCAACUUUGAUUUCCCUAUUUUAUUUUUCCUUUUUCCAGCUGAAGUUCUGCUUGUAAUAGGAUAGCAUGGGCGUGGUAGCUGCCAGUUGUUUUUGCCCUGCAGCUCGACUUCGUCCGAGCAACAGGGUUUUUCCUGGUAGCUAGCUAGCGUGUCUGCAUUUUGUCAGACCCGUCGUUUUUCCUGCUCUUUAUUUCCCUGUAAAUUAAUUAAUUUAUAUGUUUCCGCAAUUCCUGGACAAUUCUCCA